This is a messenger RNA of Klebsormidium nitens, 2729 nucleotides long. Lineage: Eukaryota; Viridiplantae; Streptophyta; Klebsormidiophyceae; Klebsormidiales; Klebsormidiaceae. The record is from the annotation of a GenBank genome assembly.
UGUGACUCUGAGAUCUGAUCUGCAGAUCAGCAAAAGAAGGAGCUCCGCCACGAGUCGCAGAAAUUCCAGGGCACGUUUUUAGCUCGGGGUAGCUACGAUAGCAGGAAAAUUGGAAGGUGGCCAUCUCAAAAGCGCCAAGUUGUACGCAGGUUCUAACUUCUAGCCAAAGUAAAGCGCGAGAGGUUUUAAGGACAGUGCUAGCUGGGGCAUUCUCUAAAAGUAAGUUGAAAAACUUUGACAACAGGACGUGUGGGGUGUGGAAUAAAGCAGCGAGGCGGUUUCAUGCUUCUAGAGUGCGACAGAGAGCCUUGUGUUCCUAGCUGGUCAUUGCACUCUCCAGCGCAAUGGGCAUGAAGAAAACGCUGACAAGGAUUUUCAGUAAAAAGGCCAAGGACGGCUCCUCGGCAGAUCCUGCAGUGGGGGGCACCCCUGUCGCAGGGGUUGCCGCACUGCGUGGGGAUGUGGCAAAAGCAAAUGGCAGCACAGUGGGCUACAAGUCAGGGGAGGCGAAGCGGGUACCCCUUUCUGGCCUGGACAAACUGAAUGUGGUGCUAAAUCCCCCCAAGCCAGACCCGCAGCGCGCGCUAGCCGGGAGCAAGAGCAGGGCGGCCAGCAGAGAUGCCAGGGCUGCCACCAAGAUCCAAGCCGCAUACCGGGGCCAUCUGGUGCGGCGCUCGGUGCGCACGCACAAGAGCCUGGUCAAGGUGCAGGCGCUGGUGCGCGGCCACAUCGUGCGCCGCCAGGCCGCCAUCACGCUCCGCUGCAUGAACGCGCUCGUGCGCGUGCAGGCCCGCGCGCGUGCCAAUGCCGUGCGCAAGUCGGCUACGGGCAGGGAGGUGCAGCAGCGGCUUGAGGCCGGCGGGUUCCGGGAGCCCGAUGGGCCGGAGAAGAAGAGGACAGAUGGCUGGGUGAGCAGCGCUGCCCCCAUCAGUGAGCUGGAGGCGGACUACCACCGCCGCCAGACCGGCUUCAUCAAGCGGGAGAGGGCCCGCGCGUAUGCCGCCUCUUUCCAGAACUGGAAGACGGGGCCCGCGCCCAAGACGGUGACGUACAUCCCCAACGACCCCGACCACGAGGGGUGGGGCUGGGGCUGGCUGGAGCGCUGGAUGGUGGCCCGCCCCUGGAGGAACCGCAGCUUCAUCGACGCCUCCGACCUCUCUCGCAAGGACUGGGCACCACCUCGCAGAGUGAUCAGGUUCAACAGCGAGGGGGGGGGGCCUCUUUCUCGUCGUCUGUCUGACGGCGGUGCCUUCCCGGCCAAGGUGGUGGAGCGGGAGGAGCCGAACCUGGAGCGCGACUUUGGCGAGCAGCGCCAGUGCAAGUGGUGCGGCCGCCUCUCCAGCCGCGUCAAGGACACGGAGGCGGGGCCGCUGUGCGGGGUGUGCCAGCUCAACACCGCCACUGCGACGCGCCUCAACAAGGAUCCGUACGCCCAGACCGGCACCAAGGUCCCCAAGCAGGAGCCAGACUUCCCGACCAAGGUGGUGGACUGGGAGGAGCCGAACCUGGGGAAGGCCGCGAGCGAGCAGCGCCAGUGCAAGUGGUGCGGCCGCCUCUCCAGCCGCGUCAAGGACACCGAGGCGGGGCCGCUGUGCGGGGUGUGCCAGCUCAACACUGCCACCGCCACGCGCCUCAACAAGGAUCCAUACGUGGCUGCAGGCCCCAAGACGGACUCCCCCACCGCGGCAAGCAGCAAGACCCGCAGUGUGCCCGCAACCCUGGCCAUCCCUCGGAAGGCAGCCACGCCAUCCCCCACCGCGGCCCGCGCCGAGCGCCGCCUGAGCUUCCCGCCAUCCCCCAAGGUGGCGGCCGCGUCGCCGGGCACGCCCAAGAGCAUCAUGUCCCCCAUGGGCACCCCGCGCUUCAUGCAGCCCACCGCGUCGUCGCUGCCCAAGUUCCGCACCAGCACGCCCUCCCCGCGCCUCAAGCCCAGCCCCUCCGCCGACAGGGGCACCCCUAAGGCGGUGCCCACCGAGGCCAGCCUGGCCACCCCGCCGCCCGCCACCCCGCACGCCAACGGACGCCUCGACAGCACGCCCAAGGUGGAGCCGGGCAGUGUCGGCGAUGGUGGCGCUGCAGGAGCGCACGCGGAGCAGGCCCUGGCAGCAGUGUCGCCUCACGAGGGGGCAAGAGACGGGGCGGAUCAGGUACUGAGUGGAGAGGAGACGAGGGGAGCGUAUUCCGGGGAAAGUGGGGCAACGACAGGCGCGGGGGCAGACACGACGGGGGCUGGCUUGGAGCCGUCGCAAGGAGCAAGCAACGGGAUGCAUCAUGUGCAGAGCUCGCCAGCAGCUUGGCCAAGCUCCAAGGGCGCUCCUCUUGUCGCCCAGUAACCAAUGCGAGCAGCUUUAUGUAUUUAUGAGAGGGGUGCAUGAGGAGAGCACGAUACGGUUCUGCAAUCGGCUAUUGCUGCAACAAGCAAGUGGAUGCUAUAUAGAUAGGAUACAGGAUUGACCAACUUUGAGAUAACUCAUUCGAGUCAAGGGCCCCUUGACACUUUGUGGUAUAGCUCACUUUUCUCAUACCUAGAGUUAACUUCUUUAAAAGCUUUUAAAAUUCUUUGAACAAGUAGUCCUGCCAUCUUGCUGUACCGAGACUUUGACGCAUGGCGGGACCAUUGAGAAUGGAUUGUGAUUGGACAUGGGGCCAUUACGACAUGUUGUACCAAACGGUAAGCGUCAGAAGCUAGCUGAGAUCAUCAUUUCUAACUCUUUGGCUUAUGAUUCAUG